Messenger RNA from Symbiodinium necroappetens, 351 nucleotides. Lineage: Eukaryota; Dinophyceae; Suessiales; Symbiodiniaceae. The record is from the annotation of a GenBank genome assembly.
AUGCAUCCCGAGCAGGCUGCUGCUCUUCGCUGGGCGGUUCGUCGUCUGGCUGGCAGGUCUGAGGCCUGCCCAGAGGGCGAGCGUGUGCGCUGGGUGGAUUUCGUGGCCCUUGCAGGGGAAGAGCGCGGCUGGAUGGGCUGGCUGUCGGCUUCGGUCAUUUCCCGGCUCCGCCGGGACGUGCCCCUCGCGACCCUGCUUGCACGCUGGGUGGCCGUGCUCCGGCCAGACCUGGCGCUUCACGCCGGACCGGCCGGGCGUUUAGUUGCGAUGCUGCGCGACCAGGAGUGCGGCGGUGCGAGUCGCUCGCCGCCGCUGGCCACUGGCGUUUUCCCUCCGCAGCACUCCGAGAAG